AAGCAGUGUUUCGUCAAUGGAAGGCAUAAAGAGAAAUGGGUAGAAUUUCUAAUUCAUUCUGAAUAAAUAUAGUAGGCUAGGCUACUUAUUACAAACGAAUAGUUGUUGUAUCACGCGCAAAGUAAUACGACUUUAUAACCACGUUAUAAGAUAUAUCUUGGUGAGGUUUGAGUUUGCCAUUAUUCAGUUCAACGAUUGAUAAAUGAAUGGCUCUGGUAGUGACUGAUCGGAGGUGCAAAUUGAACGGGUCAUCGACAAUUUACGGUAGGAUUGGCACAAGAAGAGAAGGCAAGACAAGCAGAACCGGUAAAAUGCAGCCUAAAGACACGGAAUAUUCAACAGAUGGGUUACCCAAAGCAUUUUUACACAGUUUGAGGACACUCUUUGACAUCCUUGAUGACGGGAAGAGAGGGUAUGUGCACAUAUCGGAGAUUGAGAGUCGAUGGCAAGGGGCAGAUACUCAUGAUUUGCCCGGCGGGGUGCUGGAGUGCCUGAGGCGGGUGGCCCCACCGCAUGGUUGCCUGACAUUUGAGCGCUUCGUGGCGGGGUUGCGAUACUCCAUGCUGAACCCGGACAACAACAACCAAAUGAAGGGCCCGUCUGCGGUGCACCCGGAACACCCGCACUCUAAACAGCACCAUCUGCCAGCGCAAAAACCAGCCCCGCUUUCUGCCUGCUCGGUCGGAACUCGGAUUGAAAACAAAGUUAUUCCACUGGAUCCGAGCAACGGGACCAACAAAACGCAUCACAACCGCGCGUCCUCACUUCAGAGUCGGUCCAGACAUGAGGAGGGGAACACUGGAUACCCAGUCACCUCUGCCGCAGGUGGCCCCGUGCGGUACACCAAUGCGGGUUAUGAGAGAUCAGGCAGAAGUUUGGAACGGAUUCCCAUUGUGCUCGAAAGCGGUUCGUAUCGAGAAGAUUUGGUUCGAAUGGUGAAGCAAGCUCAUCCACAGCAGAGUCGGGUGAGGUCCAUAGAGUCCCUUGCGCUCGAGUCACCAAGCCUCCAAAAACCAAGUAUUGUGGAGGCUGGUUUGCCGAGGUCCCAGAGUGAAUCAGCCACAGGAUUCACUGCCUCCAGACACCAUGGGCGGAGCCGGGAUGAGCAGAGACGCCACACCAUCACCAACGGAGUGGGUUACGGAAUGCUGAAGCAGAUGAAGGAGUUGGAACAGGAGAAGGACUCUCUGCUGGCUGGUCUGGAGGUGGUGGAGCGGGCUAGAGAGUGGUACCAGAACCAGAUCCACAAUGUCACAGAGAGACAGAGACACGUGGGCCAGAGCAACCACUGCACGGAUUUCUUCACAGAAUCACAGAAUCAAAGUCGCAUGGAUGUUCUGCUUCCCAAGCUGCAGGAAGCCAACCGCUGCCUUAAUGACCUCAUUUCCUGCUCAGGAAUGUCUUUCCCAUUCUCUGGCACCCAGCCCACAGCAAUCUCCUCCAGCUCCCAGCCUCCUGCCACUGCCCCACCACAAGCCAUUCAGAGACUGAAGGACCAGAACCGCCUUCUCACCCAGGAGGUAACUGAUAAGAGUGAGCGCAUCACUCAGCUGGAGCAGGAGAAGUCUGCUCUGAUCAAACAGCUGUUUGAGGCUCGCGCCCGGAGCACGCAUGACAGCAGCACCAUGGACUCCACCUUCAUCUGAAUACAGACACCAUAAUACAACUGUAGUGGUCUCCAGCUCUAUCUGGCCCCCCCUCACAACAAGACAACUGUAUCAGACUCAACUCACCACUCCUGGCAUGAUGAAAGCACCUUGAACUUUGACCCCCCACUUGACCACACCCUCUGGAUCUCACCAACUGACAACUCCACUUAAAAUGGCCUGCACACUAAUCUGGGCCGACCUCUCCCAGAGGAGAGAGACUCCCGAGUCCACCGUCCUCUGAUACCUCACCCACUGGGCAGAAAGCCUGGAACACCAUAGUCUAACCAUUCCUAACUGGGACCUGCCCAGGAUUCUACUCCCCCUCGAAAUACUCCAAGGAUCUAUUGUGAUCCACUAGGAUCCUACCUUAUUGGACCAGACUUUACCAGACUUUCCAGACUUCCCUCCCAUCACAGUAUAAGCUAUGUGAUUGGACAUCAUGAACUAAAUCUCAAACCCCUACAUGGAGCUACUGGAUCCCUGACAAUCACCAUGACAACAGCUCCUGUACAAAUGCAUUAGUUGGAGGGGUUCCAUUGGACACGCACCACACAAAAUGUAGUUAUUUUAUGAAACAUUUAUUCCAAAUACUUUGAUCUCAGUCAUACUAUGGUAGAUAUUUCUCCCCUUGUAUUCCAAUAUAUCCACUUGUGUAUCUCAAACCUAAUUGAAAUGGUUGGUAUGAUGAGAAGCUGGGCUCUCCUGACCUGGAGGAGCUUACUGGUUUCUAGAGAGCUUUUCCCAUCCCUCGGCGGCAGAGACGUGGAUGUCGAUUAAGGCAGCCCCCCGCACCUCUCUGAUUCAGAGGGGUUUGAUUAAAUGCGGAAGACACAUUUCAGUUGAAUACAUUCAGUUGGACAACUGACUAGGUAUCCCCCUUUCCCUAAGGAUGACAACAUGACUGUAUAGUAUCUAAUUUACUAUUUGUCACUCUUUGUACCCUUAAGUGAGCCAAAUACACAUGAUGUGAAGCACUAGUAUAUAUAGUCUAUUAUAAACUGGGUGGUUUAAACCCUGAAUGCUGAUUGGCUGACAGCUAUGGUAUAUCAGACCGUAUACCACGGGUAUGACAAAACAUGUAUUUGUACUGCUCUAAUUACGUUGGUAACCAGUUUAUAAUAGCAAUAAGACACCUUGGGGGUUGGUGGGGGGUUGGUGGUAUAUGGCCAAUAUACCAAGGCUAAGGGCUAUAUCCAGGCACGCUUUGCGUCGUGCGUAAGAACAGCCCUUAGCCGUGGUAUAUUGUCCAUAUACCACACCCCCUCGGGCCUUAUUGCUUAAUUACCCAUCAUCUUAAGAGUAUAACAGAAGCGCAGCAUGUAACUGUUGUUUUGUUUCCCUUGAAGGGAAUGUAUUGAGAGCACUAGAAAAGUGACACAUGUCCUACAAGCCAAGGAGACCUAGUAGAGGAGAGGGUAGGAGAGAAGUUUGCACGUAGAAGAGACUUGAAGAUGAGAAGGAUUGGUAUUUUCUGAAUGUGUUUGAGCCCUGGUCCCUGGUGGCAGAGGGACCACUGGAACGGGACAGGGUUCAGAGAAGAGUAAUGUUGGAUUGGCUAGUGGGAAAAAACGAGUCCUCCUUGGUUGAUAGACUUCAAAUGUAAUGUAAUGUGCUGUAAUGAUUCAUGCGAGACUGGCUUUAUAGUGCCACUUCCUCUCUGCCUUCCUACAGAGGUGUCUCAGAGCCUUUGUGUCAAAAAUGAGUAAUGCCAUGUUAGUACAGGAUGAACAGAAUGUGCUUUGUGAGACCUGGCUCGCUGAGAGGUUAAAACCAAGCAUAGGUACUGCUGCUCUUUCAAUGCUGUGCUCAUAAUGGUCCCACCGAACCAGAAUCUAAACCAGUGGCCUCAUAAACCACAUAGUCAACUGGGCCCAUUCAAUCUUGAAUCCUCUUACAUUUCUAAUUGAGAAGAUGUUUUUUAGUGGCAGUAAUUGCUAUUUAACGUAACUAUGUAAUGAUUUUGCAAUGCAACUCUUAUUACGUACUGUUGUGAAGUCUGCAUAUAAAUACUCUCUGCUGUGACUGACUGCCUAGCUGUCUCUCCUGUUUGAUUUUAUGUCUUUGGUCUUGUGAUUAUCUUGCUUCACAUUGCAUGUUAGUGAAUGCCUCGCUAUCCUUUCCUCUUUCUAUUUAAGUAUUCCCACUUAACAGUAAAAUGAACUUGACUAUAAGGUGCUAUAAUCAGGCCCACCUUUUUAUUUAUCUUGCAGUGUUUCACCUUGAGAUCACUUUGGCUUCACUCUUCUAUUCCUUUGUAUUUACAGGGUCAAUCCAGAUGGUCAUCAGUGGUAGAGGGUUUUGAAGAUUUGAUAUAUUGCCUCUUGUUGCACAAAGUUUACUUGAUUUAGAAAGAGGUCACCUCUAUUCAGGGGGAUGUUACAGGAUGUUGACUGAAAAGCUGUUGGGUGAAGGUGUCUCCAAGUCAUGUUUUACAUGGCACAGUUGGGAGCUUAGACCUUUCAUAUUACUCCUCAAUUAAUAUUCCAACCUCUUUUCCAGCACGGCAAACAUUUAGAAAAUGAAGUAAAAUAGAACAAAUAUUUACUUUGGUGAAACAAAUGUUUAUAUGGACAGCACACUGGGAAAAGAUGACACAUUUGUAUUAAUAUUUGAUUGAGUUGUCAGAAAACAUGAAUUCCAAUCGAAAUCAACCAAACCUUGUUGUUGAUUUUGUAGUUGGAACCUGGGUUAAAUUUAGAAAUCGGAAACAUCUAUCAAAGAGCCAUGUCGAUGCAAUGUUUACAUUAUGGGAACAACGUAGUCUCAAACAAUGUUUACAUUAUGGGAACAACGUAGUCUCAAACAAUGUUACAUUAUGGGAACAACGUAGUCUCAAACCAUGUUUACAUUAUGGGAACAACGUAGUCUCAAACCAUGUUUACAUUAUGGGAACAAUGUAGUCUCAAACAAUGUUUACAUUAUGGGAACAACGUAGUCUCAAACCAUGUUUACAUUAUGGGAACAACGUAGUCUCAAACAAUGUUUGCCAGUGCGGGGUGUCUAUGGAAAAUCUAGAAUCUUAAAACUGCUGGUACACAAAUGUCUGGAUGUAAGUAUGUCAGUGAGGAAGAGAACAGGUAUUCCAUGAGAUGUGAUGUGUUUCUCCUGCAUGGUGGAGAGAAUGAGGCCUGGUUGUGUGAGGUCUGUCUAGAGAGAGAUUGACUGAUACAUCCUCAUCUGAUACACUUUGUUCCCCUUCUAUUGUAUAACUCCUUGUGUCUGUUGUUGCUUGUUAAUAACACUAUUAAAUAAUCACACACAUAUACACUAGCA
Messenger RNA from Oncorhynchus kisutch (coho salmon), 4922 nucleotides. RefSeq names its product suppressor APC domain-containing protein 2-like. The record is from RefSeq and is a predicted model, not a curated record. The coding region runs from base 207 to 1646 and encodes 479 amino acids. Lineage: Eukaryota; Metazoa; Chordata; Actinopteri; Salmoniformes; Salmonidae. The transcript has 6 exons.